AUGUCUGCACCAUUUGAUUUGUUAGUUCACUUUCCUGCCUUUGACAGCUUCACAAUCAUUUCAAGACGGGAGCUUUCUUAUGGCAAAUCUUUAAGAAAAUCAGGAGCAUGGGUGGAUAGAAAAAGUGAAUCAGAAGGUUCUGUUCCACUGCUUGAGCCAGACCACAGUCCAAAUGGUUGGACUUCUCCUUCUGGAGAUGUUUUCAAGGUUAGAGGGCCUGAAUAUAUAACGACAAAGGCUAAGAUCCCUGGUGGUGAUUAUCUUCUCAGGCCUCUUGGUUUGACUGGAUUAAAGGACCAAUGCAGAUUUUAG
Fraxinus pennsylvanica is the source of this 312-nucleotide messenger RNA. The record is from the annotation of a GenBank genome assembly. NCBI's taxonomy places the organism in Eukaryota, Viridiplantae, Streptophyta, Magnoliopsida, Lamiales, Oleaceae.